Molecule: messenger RNA, 2180 nt
Organism: Thamnophis elegans (Western terrestrial garter snake)
Lineage: Eukaryota; Metazoa; Chordata; Lepidosauria; Squamata; Natricidae
Product: casein kinase II subunit alpha-like
Biological process (GO): protein phosphorylation
Cellular component (GO): nucleus; cytosol; protein kinase CK2 complex
Molecular function (GO): ATP binding; protein serine/threonine kinase activity
Source: RefSeq, a predicted model, not a curated record
GAAGCCCCUCUUCCUUCCGCUCCCGCUCGCUCGCGCUCCUGCCGCCGCCGCCGCCGCCGCCGCCGCCAUCUUGUCUCCCCCCGCGGCGGGCUGAGAGAGGCCCCCCCUCCCCCAGGAGCGGACCCGGGAGAGACCCGCCCGCUCCCCUCCCCCCCCCGUCCUCGUCGCCGCCUCCCGCGCGGCCCGGCGAGGAACGGGGCAAUGCUAUAACCGGAUGCCUGGGUCCUCGGAACCGCCUCUGUUCUGCCCCCCUUGUGCCGGAUGGAAUCUGGCCGCUGACGGCGCGGGAGCACCCCUGCCAUACCGUCCGAGCACCGGGUGGCCAGCCUCGCCCCCCUCCCUCCCCCCCUCCCUCCCCUCCUGGAAUGCUGUAUGUGCCUUGCUCUGCCUCUCGCAGGACAGCGCCCGGUGGCAUUGGGGCCACCCACUGAAGCAGGCACGCUCAAGAGGUUGUGACCGUCACCCUGGGACAGCAUGUCGGGCCCCGUCCCGAGUCGAGCGAGGGUCUACACGGAGGUCAACACCCAGAGGCCCCGCGAAUACUGGGACUACGAGUCACACGUGGUGGAAUGGGGCAACCAGGACGACUACCAGCUGGUGCGGAAACUCGGUCGUGGCAAAUACAGCGAAGUCUUUGAAGCCAUCAACAUCACCAACAACGAGAAAGUGGUGGUGAAGAUCCUGAAGGUUAAAAAGAAGAAAAUAAAGCGUGAAAUUAAGAUCCUGGAAAACCUCCGAGGGGGCCCGAACAUCAUCAACCUUCUAGACAUCGUCAAGGACCCCGUGUCUCGGACCCCCGCCCUGGUUUUUGAACACGUCAACAACACAGAUUUUAAGCAAUUGUACCAGACGCUCUCAGAUUUUGAUAUCCGAUUCUACAUGUACGAAAUCUUGAAGGCGCUGGAUUAUUGCCACAGCAUGGGGGUCAUGCACCGGGACGUCAAGCCACACAACGUGAUGAUCGACCACGAGCACCGGAAGCUGCGCCUGAUCGACUGGGGACUGGCAGAAUUCUACCACCCGGGACAGGAGUACAACGUCAGGGUGGCUUCCCGCUACUUCAAGGGGCCGGAGCUUUGGGAUUACCAGAUGUACGACUACAGCCUGGACAUGUGGAGCCUGGGCUGCAUGCUGGCCAGCAUGGUCUUCCGUAAGGAGCCUUUCUUUCACGGGCACGACAACUACGACCAGCUGGUGCGGAUUGCCAAGGUCUUGGGCACCGAGGACCUCUACGACUACAUCGACAAGUACAACGUGGAACUGGACCCCCGCUUCAACGACAUCCUGGGCAGGUGGGCAUUCCCCAAGCGAUGGGAGCGCUUCGUGCACAGUGAGAACCAGCACUUGGUCAGCACCGAGGCCCUGGACUUCCUGGACAAACUCCUGCGCUACGACCACCAGACGCGGCUGACGGCCCGCGAGGCCAUGGAGCACCCCUACUUCUAUCCGAUUGUGAAGGACCCAGCCAGGAUGGCCGCCUCCACCGUCCUCUCCUCAUCUAACACGCCUGUCAGCUCCUCCAGCAUGUUGGCAGGAAUCGCCUCCAUGUCAGCCUCCCAGCCGAUGGGCAGCUUGGCCGCCUCCCCCGUCAUCGCCUCUCCGAAUGCGCUGGGCUCGCCCGUCCCUGCGGCCGCCGGAGCUCAGCCCUGACCACCGGGAAGCCACCUCCGGCUUUGAGCACCGCCGAGGCCUCCGCCGUGCCCUCCUCCUCCUCCUCUUCCUCCUCUCCUCUCCUCACCUGCCCGCCUCUGCAUGGCGCUACCGACGCCCGGGGCGGGCAGGAGGACGUCCAGGCGUGGCAGGGCGGAAGGGUCUCGCCCAUGGAUCCCGAAUUCUUUUCUUCGUUUGUUUCUGUUGAGUAUGUGGAGGAGCCCCGUGUCCCGGCCGCUGCCGCUGCUGCUCUCCGCCUCCUGCCCUCGGAGGGGCCCCAAGGCAGACUCUGGUUCCCGGCAGAGGCUUCUUCUCCUCUUGGGGCGGGGGGGGGGGGUUGUGUGGAGUCCCGUCAGCCGCACUCUGGCCAUGGGGGUCGUGGUUAGUGACGCAACUACAGUGUAGACACCUGAACGGAGAAUAAAUUUUAUUUUCUAUGUCCCUAAAAGGGGCAGGUGUUGGGCCCUGCUUCUUCCUGAGCGGGGGACGUUGGGGUCUCCAACCCUGGUCCCUUUGAAGGCUGCUGGACU